Molecule: messenger RNA, 1011 nt
Organism: Penicillium verhagenii
Lineage: Eukaryota; Fungi; Ascomycota; Eurotiomycetes; Eurotiales; Aspergillaceae
Product: putative short-chain dehydrogenase/reductase
Exons: 1
Coding region: 1-1011 (336 amino acids)
Source: RefSeq, a predicted model, not a curated record
AUGCCUUCAGCAAGUCGUUACGCAGAUGCGCAUACGGACCCCCAAGGCGCCGGUGAUGCACGUCCAACUGCUCUCCAAAUAAUCAAGGAUGAGGGCGUUGAAGGUAAGCUGGCUGGCAAAGUCAUCGUCAUUACUGGUGCCUCGUCGGGUAUUGGUAUCGAAACCGCCCGUGCCUUGUCAGCGACCGGAGCCACCCUUUUCCUUCCAGCUCGCAAUCUAGAGAAGGCCAAAAAGAAUCUGGCUGGGAUUCUGGAGCCUGGAAGAGUCUCACUGGUUCCCCUGGAUCUCGACUCAUUCAAAAGUAUCCGCGCUGGAGCUGAACAGGUCCUCUCUGCCUCGAAGGGACAGGUUAAUCUCUUGGUCAACAGUGCCGGAAUUAUGGGUAUCCCGGAGCGUAAGCUCACGGAGGAUGGAAUCGAAGCCCACUUCUCGGGUAACUACCUGGGCUUUUUCCUUCUUUUCCAGCUCUUAAAGCAGAGUCUGCUAGCCAGUGCGACUUCCGAAUUUAGCUCCCGGGUUGUUAUUGUAUCUUCAUCGGCCCACAGAGCUGCAAGUCUCCCGGCAAGCGAGGAUUACAACUUUGAGGAGAGUGAAUACAACAAAGAGGCUGCUUAUAACAACGCCAAACUAGCAGCAGUGUAUCUGGCCAACAGAAUUGAGCAUCUAUAUGGAAGCCAGGGGCUCCAUGCAACCAGUCUUCAUCCGGGAGCCAUUAACACCGAUAUUUCUCGCAACUUACCCAAGGAGGCUCUGGACGCGAUCAUGACCAACCCCUACGUCCUUAAGAUUCUCAAGUCUCCCGCUCAGGGUGCUGCAACGACUGUAUUGGCGGCCGUGGGUAAGGAAUGGGAGAACAAGGGUGGAAAGUAUCUCGAAGAUGUCAAAGAAGCGAACCGUGGCGAGGACGAUGGUCAGACUUUUGGUGUUGGAUGGGUCAAGCAAACCUACGACCCGACGGAAGAGAGUCGUGUCUGGAAGGACUCCUUCAAGCUCGUUGGAUUGCAAGAGUAG